UUUGUCGUAUCAGUUAACCACAUCAUAUGAUAUAGCAAUCGGAUGCUUGACUACGCAGUCAAUGAAGUGGCACGUAACCAUUGGUUGAUGCAAUUGCCACGUCUGCAAUGUGGUCAGUCUGGAAAGUGACCAGUGCUUUGAGGGUGUGAGAACUGUGUAAGAGGAAGUUAACUUAUGAGAAUUACAUCUCUAAGAGUAGAGACAACAGAACGACUCUCAUCCCAGUCUGCAACAACCACCACCACUUUAAUGUGUCUGUAAUCCACUGAAAAGAGAUAUCCAGCAUUACCCCUUGAAGGAAAAGGGCCUACUGGUUAAGAGUCCACUGCACGAUUAUGAACUACACUGAGGAGGAGAUACAUGGCUUACACACCAAAGCCUCCCACCGCGAGAACAUCAUUUUUGCUAGCUUUUACAUCCUGGUAUUCGUGGUCGCCGUGCCUGGCAACACCUUGGCAUUGUGGGUGUUCUGUCGUCAGGCCGUCACCUCACCCUCCAAACUCUUCCUGAGGCACCUGGCCAUAGCAGAUGUCUCCUACGUGCUGAUCCUGCCCAUGCGGGUGGUCUACCACUUAUCCGACAGCCACUGGCCCUUUGGAGAGGUCCCCUGUCGCCUGGUGGGGUUUCUAUUCUACCUCAACAUGUACUGCAGUCUCUACUUCAUGACCUGCAUCGGCCUGGACCGCCUCUUGGCCCUGGUCCUGCCGCUUAAGUCGCGGGCAAUGAGGAAGACCGCAUACGCCAGAGCAGUCGUGGUAAGCCUGUGGGUCACAGUGACGGUGUCUAUGACUCCCUUGCUAUUCUCCAAAGACCAAACGAUGACCAUUCAGGUUGACAACACGACCGUGGUCAUGUGUAACCAGCUGUACUUGGAAAAUACUUCUCCCAAAGCAUUGGUGUCAACCAUGGUGGCGUUUACUAUUCCUCUGGUCACCAUAGUGGUUUCCUAUGUUCUAAUCCUAUUGAAACUGAAGGGCGUCAAGCAACAGGAGAGACCAGUUGGAGACAAGGCUAUCAGGAUGAUCAUACUCGUCAUGGUGAACUUCCUGGUUGCUUUUGUGCCCUAUCACGUGAACCGUUCCAUCUACAUUGAGAGACACACUCAUAGCGACAUAGGAACUGCGUCCAUUAAGGCUCUGGCACUAGCCAAUCGAGUCACUUCCGCACUAACCUGUGUGAGUGGAGUGCUGGAUCCUAUUAUGUAUUUCUUUCUGGCAAGGACUUAUCAAAGUAUACUGCUUCAGCUGUACUGUAUAGACAAGGGAGAUCUAGUGUCAGGUCCACCCUGUCCAUAAUCUUAUUCAUUAAGAUCCUAGGUCAGCACUCCUGCUCUGAGACUUGGAAAAAUUGUAUGCUUGAAGUGAUUCAAUGACUAUUUAAUAUUACAGUGAUAAUGUUCAGUGUUGAAUCCUACGGUAUGAUAGCAUUGUGGUGUUGAGCAAUACAGGCUUUUAGUACAUAAGAAUGGUUGGCAGGCCUAUGGCCCUGUAUGAAAAUAAAGUUUCUUUCUAGGUUGUUUUACCAUCUGUUAUUGUAUGCAAGGUAUUCUUGUAAAUGCUGUGCAUACAGUGCAUUCGGAAAGUAUUCAGACCCCUUGACUUUUUCCACAUUUUGUUACGUUACUACCUUAUUCAAAAAUUGAAUAAAUAGUUUUUCCCCCCUCAUCGGUCGACACACAAUACCCUAUAAUGACAAAGCAAAAACAGGUUUUUAGACAUUUUUCCAAAUUUAU
This is a messenger RNA of Salmo salar (Atlantic salmon), 1732 nucleotides long. Its product is annotated as uracil nucleotide/cysteinyl leukotriene receptor. The record is from RefSeq and is a predicted model, not a curated record. Gene Ontology annotation, molecular function: G protein-coupled receptor activity. Gene Ontology annotation, cellular component: plasma membrane. Gene Ontology annotation, biological process: phospholipase C-activating G protein-coupled receptor signaling pathway; positive regulation of Rho protein signal transduction. Lineage: Eukaryota; Metazoa; Chordata; Actinopteri; Salmoniformes; Salmonidae.